AUGAUCCUGUCUACUCCAUCAGCAGUCAAGGUGGCAGGCCUGGACUCCUGGAUACAUCACACCCAACUCAAGUCCUGGGAAUCAGAGAUUGCUGCUGAGUGUGAGCAACCAUCUGAACGUGCCUGUGAACCCAUAGAAGACUUAAUGUUCUUGGUCAAAAAAAAGGCCAAGCCCUCAGAUGAAGAAGUGCAGCAAAUCACCAUAGGUAGAUGGAACUUGACCACUGUGCCUGAUUUCAUCCUCAUGGGGCUGAUGGACUCUGCAGAGACACAGCUGGUCCUCUCCAUGCUCUUUCUCCUGAUUUACCUGAUCACAGUGCUGGGCAACCUGGGUAUGAUCAUCCUCACUCAGGUGGACCCCAGGCUUCAAACUCCCAUGUACUUUUUCCUCAAACACCUGGCUCUCACUGAUCUUGGUUAUUCCACAGCAGUGGGACCCAAAAUGCUGGUAAAUUUUGUGGCUGAUCAAAAUACAAUCUCCUAUUAUGGUUGUGCUAUACAGAUGGCUUUCUUUACUAUGUUCAUCAUUAGUGAGCUUUUUAUUCUGGCUGCGAUGUCCUAUGACCGCUAUGUGGCCAUUUGUAAUCCUCUUCUCUACACUGUCAUCAUGUCACCAAGGGUAUGUUGGAUACUAGUGGGGAUUCCUUAUCUCUACUCCACAUUUGUCUCUCUUCUCAUUUCUGUGAAGAUUUUCACUUUGUCCUUUUGUGAACACUAUGUCAUUAAUCAUUUUUACUGUGAUUGUAACCCCUUGAAUUCUUUGCUUUGCUCAAGUAUUCAUGAAGUUGAAUAUAUAAUAAUGACAUUUGCAGCUUUUAACUCGAUUUCCUCUCUCCUGAUGGUCCUUGUGUCCUACCUGCUCAUCCUCAUAACAAUUCUCAGGAUGAAGUCUGCAGAGGGCAGACGCAAGGCCUUCUCCACCUGUGGGUCCCACCUUACCAUGGUCACCAUGUUCUAUGGCACGCUGGUAUUUAUGUACGUGCAGCCCAAGUCCAGUCACUCCAGUGACACUGACAAAGUGGCUUCCAUAUUUUAUACCCUGGUCAUCCCCUUGUUGAAUCCUUUGAUCUACAGCUUGAGGAAUAAAGAUGUAAAAUAUGCUCUUCAUAGGACAUGGAAAAAAAUAUGCAAAUGUUUUUCUGUAAAGGCAUGA
Messenger RNA from Heterocephalus glaber (naked mole-rat), 1152 nucleotides. The record is from RefSeq and is a predicted model, not a curated record. Lineage: Eukaryota; Metazoa; Chordata; Mammalia; Rodentia; Bathyergidae.